Acomys russatus (golden spiny mouse) is the source of this 4544-nucleotide messenger RNA. It is a transcript of the gene Mrc1, whose product is annotated as mannose receptor C-type 1. NCBI's taxonomy places the organism in Eukaryota, Metazoa, Chordata, Mammalia, Rodentia, Muridae. Gene Ontology annotation, molecular function: signaling receptor activity. The record is from RefSeq and is a predicted model, not a curated record.
AAGGGACAGCUUCCUCUGUCCUCCUUUUCAGUCAGGCAGCUCCCAGAUCCUGGACUAGGCAAAGAGGCCACCCGAGGACCUGGCUGUGCUCUUUCCUUUUUCCUCUUCCCUCCUCAGUGGAAGGCAAGGGUACACUCUGGGCCAUGAGGCUUCCAUUACUCCUGGCUUUUAUCUCUGCCAUCCCGGCCGCUGUUCAGCUAUUGGAUACGAGGCACUUUUUAAUCUACAAUGAAGAUCACAAGCGCUGUGUUGAUGCUAUAAGUGCCACCUCGGUUCAGACAGCAAGUUGCAACCCAGAAGCUGAAUCCCAGAAAUUCCGCUGGAUAUCAGAAUCGCAGCUUAUGAGUGUUUUCAAAUUGUGCUUGGGAGUGCCAUUCGGAAAGGAAUGGGACUCUAUCAUUCUGUAUGCCUGUGACCCAAAAAACAAGCUUCAGAAGUGGGAGUGCAAAAAUGACACACUCUUUGGACUCAAGGACACAGAUUUAUAUUUCAAUUAUGGCAACAGACAAGAAAAGAACAUUAAGCUGUACAAAGGUUCUGGUUUGUGGAGCAGAUGGAAGGUCUACGGAACCACAGAUGACCUGUGCUCGAGGGGCUAUGAAGCUAUGUACUCCUUACUGGGCAAUGCAAAUGGAGCCAUCUGCGCAUUUCCCUUCAAGUUUGAAAACAAGUGGUAUGCGGACUGCACCAGUGCUGGGCGGUCAGACGGAUGGCUGUGGUGUGGAACCACCCCUGACUACGACAAGGACAAGUUGUUUGGAUUUUGUCCAUUGCAUUUUGAGGGCAGCGAGAGGUUAUGGAAUAAAGAUCCACUGACUGGCAUUCUGUACCAGAUAAACUCCAAGUCUGCCUUAACCUGGCAUCAGGCAAGGGAAAGCUGCAAACAGCAGAGGGCCAUGCUCUUGAGUGUCACGGAGAUUCAUGAGCAAACAUACCUGACAGGACUGACCAGUUCCUUGAGCUCGGGACUUUGGAUCGGGCUCAACAGUUUGAGCUUCAGCAGUGGUUGGCAGUGGAGUGGAGGCAGCCCGUUCCGGUAUCUGAACUGGCUACCAGGAAGUCCAUCACCGGAACCGGGGAAGAGCUGCGUGUCACUAAACCCCGGGAAGAAUGCAAAGUGGGAGAAUCUGGAGUGUUCUCAGAAGCUGGGCUACAUCUGUAAAAAGGGCAACAACACCCUGAACCCAUUUAUCAUUCCCUCAGAAACUGAUAUACCUACUGGCUGCCCUAGUCAGUGGUGGCCCUAUGCAGGCCAAUGCUACAGGAUCUACAGGGAGGAGAAGAAGAUCCAGAGAUAUGCCUUGCAAGCCUGUCGGAAGGAAGGCGGCGACCUGGCAAGUAUCCACAGCAUCGAGGAGUUUGACUUCAUCUUCUCGCAGCUAGGAUAUGAGAAAACUGAUGAGUUAUGGAUUGGUUUAAAUGACAUCAAGAUUCAAAUGUUCUUUGAGUGGAGCGAUGGGACCCCAGUGACAUUCACUAAAUGGCUUCGUGGAGAGCCAAGCCAUGAAAACAACAGGCAGGAGGACUGUGUGGUGAUGAAAGGCGAGGAUGGGUACUGGGCAGAUAGAGCCUGUGAGGAACCGCUGGGUUACAUCUGUAAGAUGACAUCACAAACCCAUGCUCCGCCACCAGAGGAGGCAGAAAGAGGCUGCCGGAAAGGCUGGAAAAGGCAUGGCUUUUACUGCUACUUGAUCGGACACACCCUUUCAACAUUUGCUGUUGCAAACCAAACAUGCACAAAUGAGAAAGCCUACUUAACCACGGUUGAAGACAGAUAUGAACAAGCAUUCCUGACUAGUUUGGUUGGAUUGAGGCCUGAAAAAUAUUUUUGGACAGGACUUUCAGACGUUCAAAACAAAGGGACUUUUCAAUGGACUGUGGAAGAGCAGGUGCAGUUCACACACUGGAAUGCCGACAUGCCAGGACGAAAGACAGGGUGUGUUGCCAUGAAAACUGGGGUGGCAGGUGGUUUAUGGGAUAUUUUGAAAUGUGAAGAAAAGGCAAAAUUUGUGUGCAAACACUGGGCAGAAGGAGUGACUCGCCCACCAGAGCCCACAACCACUCCUGAGCCCAAAUGUCCAGAAGACUGGGGUACGAGCAGUAAAACCAGUAUGUGCUUCAAGCUGUAUGCAAAAGGAAAACAUGAGAAGAAAACAUGGUUUGAAUCUCGAGAUUAUUGCAAAGCUGUGGGCGGAGAGCUGGCAAGUAUCAAGACUAAAGACGAACAGCAGGUGCUCUGGAGGAUGAUUACGGGCAGUGGAAGCUACCAUGAGCUGUUUUGGUUGGGACUGACCUAUGGGAGUCCUUCAGAGGGGUUCACCUGGAGUGAUGGUUCUCCUGUUUCUUAUGAAAAUUGGGCUUACGGUGAGCCAAAUAAUUACCAAAAUGUUGAAUUCUGUGGUGAGCUGAAAGGCGACCCUGGUAUGUCUUGGAAUGAUAUUAAUUGUGAACACCUCAACAACUGGAUUUGUCAGAUAAAAAAAGGAAAACCACUACUACCAGAGCCCACCCCUGCUCCUCAAGACAAUCCAACAGUUACUGCAGAUGGGUGGGUUAUUUACAAAGACUACCAGUAUUAUUUCAGCAAAGAGAAGGAAACCAUGGACAAUGCCCGAGCAUUUUGCAAGAAGAAUUUUGGUGACCUUGUUACUAUUAAAAGUGAAAGUGAAAAGAAGUUUCUAUGGAAAUACGUGAACAAGAAUGGUGGACAGUCACCGUAUUUUAUUGGCAUGUUGAUCAGCUUGGAUAAGAAGUUCAUUUGGAUGGAUGGAAGCAAAGUGGAUUUUGUGGCUUGGGCCACAGGGGAACCCAACUUCGCCAACGAUGAUGAGAACUGUGUAACGAUGUAUACUAAUUCAGGUUUCUGGAAUGAUAUCAACUGUGGCUUUCCAAAUAACUUCAUCUGCCAGCGACAUAAUAGCAGCAUCAAUGCCACCGCCAUGCCUACCACACCCCCAACCCCAGGUGGCUGCAAGGAAGGUUGGCAUCUGUAUAACAACAAGUGCUUAAAAAUUUUUGGAUUUGGUGCAGAUGAAAAAAAAAGUUGGCACGAGGCACGGAAAAUUUGCACAAAUUUUCAUGGAAACCUUGUGUCCAUAGAAAAUGCAAAAGAGCAAGCAUUUAUUACCUAUCAUAUGAGAGACUCCACUUUUAAUGCCUGGAUUGGGCUCAACGAUGUCAAUUCAGAGCACACUUUCCUUUGGACAGCUGGACAGGGGGUUCAUUACACAAACUGGGGCAAAGGCUUUCCUGGCGGAAGGAGAAGCAGCCUGUCUUAUGAAGAUGUUGACUGUGUUGUUGUUAUUGGUGGCAUGUCACGGGAUGCUGGGACCUGGAUGGAUAGCACCUGUGAUAGUAAGCAAGGCUAUAUAUGCCAGACACGGCCUGACCCUUCCUUGCAUGUUUCUCCAACCACAGUUCCAACAGAUGGCUUUGUUAAAUAUGGUAAAAGCAGCUAUUCUCUCAUGAAACUGAAGUUUCCAUGGCAUAAAGCAGAGGAAUAUUGCAAGGACCGCACUUCUCUUCUUGCUAGCAUUCUAGACCCCUACAGCAAUGCGUUUGCGUGGAUGAAAAUGCACCCAUUUAAUGUACCCAUGUGGAUUGCACUGAACAGCAACUUGACCAAAAAUGAGUACACUUGGACUGAUAAGUGGAGGGUGCGAUACACAAACUGGGGCACUGACGAGCCCAAACUUAAAUCAGCCUGUGUUUACAUGGAUGUUGACGGCUACUGGAAGACAUCAUACUGCAAUGAAAGUUUUUAUUUUCUCUGCAAAAAAUCAGAUGAAAUACCUGCCACUGAACCGCCACAGCUGCCUGGCAAGUGUCCUGAGUCAGAGCAGACUGCGUGGAUUCCUUUCUCUGGCCAUUGCUACUAUAUUGAAUCCUCAUUUACAAGGAAUUGGGGCCAAGCUUCCCUGGAAUGUCUUCGAAUGGGUGCCACCCUGGCUUCCAUCGAAACUGCAGCUGAAUCCAGUUUUCUGUCAUACCGUGUUGAACCUCUUAAAAGUAAAACCAAUUUUUGGAUAGGCAUGUUCCGAAAUGUUGAAGGAAAAUGGCUUUGGUUGGACAGCAAUCCGGUCUCCUUUGUCAACUGGAACACGGGUGAUCCCUCUGGUGAACGAAAUGAUUGUGUAGUUUUAUCCUCAUCUUCUGGCUUUUGGAAUAAUAUCCACUGUACUUCCUACAAAGGAUUUAUUUGUAAAAUGCCAAAGAUUGUUGAUCCUGUGACUACACACCCAUCCAUUACAACGAAAGCUGAGCAAAGGAAGAUGGAUCCUCAGCCCAGGGGCUCCUCCAAAGCAGCAGGAGUGGUCAUUGUGGUCCUCCUUAUUCUGAUGGGUGCUGGCGUUGCAGCUUAUUUCUUUUAUAAGAAAAGGCAUGCGCUGCACAUACCUCAAGAGGUCACCUUCGAAAACACUCUCUACUUUAACAGCAAUCCAAAUCCAGGAGCAAGUGACACGAAAGAUCUCAUGGGCAACAUUGAGCAGAAUGAGCAUGCCGUCAUCUAGAGUCACAGUGUGACUGCCUUAUUUUCGAAUUUC